Messenger RNA from Cynara cardunculus var. scolymus (artichoke), 3948 nucleotides. Its product is annotated as protein SMG7-like. Gene Ontology annotation, cellular component: telomerase holoenzyme complex. Gene Ontology annotation, biological process: nuclear-transcribed mRNA catabolic process, nonsense-mediated decay. Lineage: Eukaryota; Viridiplantae; Streptophyta; Magnoliopsida; Asterales; Asteraceae. The record is from RefSeq and is a predicted model, not a curated record. Gene Ontology annotation, molecular function: telomerase RNA binding; protein binding; telomeric repeat DNA binding. The transcript has 8 exons. Bases 265 to 3207 code for a protein of 980 amino acids.
ACGCGCAGUCUAACCUAGCCCAGCCCCAGACGACCGAUUGAUUUCGUUAUCGCGAUUCACACAGCUUCGUCAAAAUGGGUAAUCCAAUUCUUAUUGACCCAAACCCUAGAUUUAUUCCCCCUUUCUCCGUCUUUCUGUCGGUGAAUUCCAGACGAAGAAUUUGCAUGUUGCAUUGAUUCUCAGACAGGAAAAAUCUCCAUCAGAUCUGGUUGAUUCUAUCCGUUCAAAACAAUUUGUUCCAUCUCAAGCAUGUUCUGAUAGGUGAUGAUUGUGAAGAUGGAUAAAGCAGUUGCUUCUUCAUCACAUGACCUUGCCCAACGUCUAUAUGACAAAAAUAUCGAGUUGGAGAAUAGGCGCCGUAAGUCAGCUCAAGCAAGAGUGCCUUCAGAUCCAAAUGCCUGGCAGCAAAUGCGUGAAAAUUUUGAAACAAUAGUACUUGAGGACCAUAGCUUUUCUGAGAAGCACAAUAUUGAAUUUGCUCUUUGGCAGUUACAUUACAGACGAAUUGAGGAAUUUAGGGCUCACUAUAGCGCUGCAUCUGCUACGGAUUCAACUUCAUCUCAAACUAGGGGAGGGAAUGCUCGACCAGAUCGAGCUUCAAAAAUACGUCUACAGUUUAAAACCUUUCUCUCAGAAGCUACUGGAUUUUACCAUGAUUUAAUUUUAAAAAUUAGAGCCAAACAUGGACUCCCUAUAGGGCAGUUCUAUCCUGAACCUGAGAACCAUAAUGUGAAGGAGAAAGAUGGAAAGAGAUCUAUUGAUAUUAAAAAGGGCUUGUUGUCCUGCCACCGCUGUUUAAUAUACCUGGGCGACCUUGCACGUUAUAAAGGACUGUAUGGGGAAGGUGAAUCAAAAAGUCGUGAUUAUGCAGCAGCUUCAAGUUACUACUUGCAAGCAGCUUCUCUUUGGCCAUCAAGUGGGAAUCCACAUCAUCAGCUUGCUAUAUUGGCUACCUAUUCAGGAGAUGAAAUGAUGGCAGUAUAUCGUUACUUCCGAAGUCUGGCAGCUGAAAAUCCCUUCUCGACUGCAAGGGAUAACUUGAUAGUAGCCUUUGAGAAGAAUCGACAAAGUUAUGCUCAGUUGCAUGUUGAUUCCAAAUCCCCUUCUAUCAAGGAAUCACCUGUUCGGACGAGAAGCAGAGGAAGAGGGAAAGCGGAGCCAGCAGUCCGGUCAAAGGAACCAAUUGCUGAUGCUACUAGAUCUGACGUGGAAAGAGCAGCUGAAGUUCGUCAAACAUUUAAAGCAUUUCGUGUUCGGUUUGUUCGCUUGAAUGGUAUUCUUUUCACGCGCACAAGCUUGGAGAUGUUUGAAGAAAUUCUCUCUCUAGUUAGCAAUGCUUUGCAGGAGCUUCUUUCUUUUGGGCUGGAGGAGGAGCCGAGUUUUGGCGCAGAUGCAGUUGAACAUGGACUUUUUAUUGUAAUAGUCGUCUCCAUACUUAUAUUUACAGUAAAUAACGUGAAAGGAGGGGCUGAAGGUCAGAGUUAUGCAGAUAUUGUACAAAACACAGUGCUUCUCCAGGAUGCACUAAUCACAUUUUAUGAGCUGAUGGGUCAACUACUGAAGAGAUGUCUUCAGUUGGCUGAUCCAUCCUCAAGUUUCCUGUUACCUGGCAUUCUCGUUUGUGUGGAAUGGAUUGCUUGUCGUCCUGAUGUUAUACGUAGUGAGACUGAUGAAAAACGAACAACAGCUCAGAUGAACUUUUGGAGCUACUGCAUAUCUUUGUUCAAUAAGCUACUAUCUGCUGGUUUGGUUACGUACGAUGAUGAAGACAUGAGCUGCUUCACUGAUAUGACAAGGUAUGAGGAGGGGGAAAAUGAAUACCAGCCUGCAUUGUGGGAGGACUUUGAGCUAAGAGGAUUUUUGCCCCUUCAGCCUGCACAAUUUUUGUUGGAUUACUCAGGGAAACAUUCCCACAUAGGUGACAGCAAGAAAGAUAAAGUAGCUCGUGUGAAGAGGAUUCUGGCUGCAGGGAAAGUCAUCACAGAUAUGAUUACGAUUGACCACAAGAAGGUAAGAUUUGAUUCAAAACUGAAGAAGUUUGUUAUAGGUGUUGAGACUCAGAAACAACAUAGCAAUCUUUCUGCCGACCCAGGCAGCCCUAAAUCAAAUGGGGGUAUUAAAGAAACAUCUGCUGAUACCACUGCAGCCGUGAUGGUCACACCACUAAAAAUCGAAUCACAUGUGGAAGGUGAAGAGGAGGAUGAAGUGAUUGUUUUCAGACCAACUGUGAUUGAUAAUCGAACUGAAGUGCUUGCUUCAAAAGGGAGCCAUCAAGAAGGGUUUGAGCAUGUGCAAAAUAAAGAUAUUGGUAGCUCUCAGUUUGCAGUUCCUGUUUCAGUUCCACAUGCUGAUUUUCACCAGCAGAAUGUAGUGUACACUCAUUCACAGUCACUUUUGCCAGUUACCAAUUUCACCCCAAACAUUGGGCAGCCAUUUCAUUUCCAAACUCCAAUGUGGUCUGGCAACAGGCAAGUUGCACUUACCGGUGGAUUAAAAGGUUUGAGCUUGCUGGAAAAUGGGCAUGUAGGUAAACCUGGAAUACACAGAGAUAUUGAGAUUGCAAAUGCUGCUUCCCUUGCCCUUCCUGUUCAGCAGGCUAGUGUCAGGGAAAGUGGUACGUUGUAUACUGGAACAUCUCAAAGCAUGGCAGUGCACUCUGUGAUUGAUGAUGCAAAUGCAUCCUUUAGAGAAGCAGUUACUCAUAUAAAGUAUGAUACAGUUGCGCCUUCUGGAACAGAUCCUUACAUUGUGGCUCGAAAUACAUCAUCAACUAUGCCUACUAGCUCUUUGAAGAUUUCAACGAACAGACCUGUGAGACACCUUGGUCCACCACCUGGUUUUAGUUCUGUUCGUCCUAAGCAAGUCAAUGAGAAUGCCCCUGCAUUGGGUCAAAAUCCCCUAAAUGAUGAUUACAGCUGGUUAGAUGGAUAUCAGUUGCAAUCAUCAAUGAGGGCUGGUAUUCAACCAAUUAAUCUGCCUUCAAAUUUGAGCUCCCAGUAUAUGAAUGAUUCUGUAGCGACGUCUAGCUUCCCUUUUCCUGGAAAACAAGUCCCAGUGGUUCAGUUUGAAGGGGAAAAGCAGAAAAACUGGCAGGAAAGCCCAAAUCUGGGAAGUUCAGAUUCUCACCAUGAAUCAUUUCAACAACAGUAUAUUCCUAGAUUGGACCAACAAGGGCAUUCAACAUGGAAGGGCAACCAGUUUGUGUGAUUUCCAUGAGCAAUGCAUGGAUUGUUCUUUUUGGCUUCUGCUGGUCUUAACGUAAUUAUGUUGUAUGAAGGUAAUUCGCGAUUAUCCUGAUGGCCUUUGAUCCUCUUAUCAUGAAGUACACACUCCAACCUCUCAUUCAAUUUUCUUAAAUUUAUGUUGGAGCAUGGUGGUGCUGGCAACCUCGGCAUGCUUGCAGGCAAAAUGAGACUGCAACUGGCUUUCUCAGUGGAGUCCAAGAGAACCUUGUAAUGUUGUGCGUUUCUGGUUAUGGGGAUAUGUGGUUAUUUGGGUUGGGAAUGGAUUAACAUCGGCUGGUGGCUAAUCUUUGGAGAAUGAUGUGGUGGAACGUGAUCAUGAUUGCAGUGAGUCUACUAGGUGUGGGGUCUUAAUGUUUGUUAUAGUCAUCUUUGGCCGUACGUAAAACAGUGGCUAGUGUUUGUUGCUGGCAUUCAUAUCCUGGCAUGUUAAAUUGGUAAAAAGGUUGAUCCUGGGCUGUUAAAGAAUUGAUGCAAGACGCAUACAUGUUUCUUGCUCUUUUCUUCCUUUGUGAAUUAAAAGAUCUUACAAGUGUUGGCUCUGAAGAAACAAUGUUCUGUUUGUGAUUUUGGGGCUUCAACAAUGGUGUGUUUGUUACUGAAUAAAUUUACAUCAGUCUGUAUUUUCUUAUCCAUAGUUCUCUGUGUUUUGGGUACAUGCUGAUAUCUCGAAUGUUUGAUCUGAUUUAAGCUACUGUGAAAAGAA